Symphalangus syndactylus (siamang) is the source of this 1137-nucleotide messenger RNA. RefSeq lists its product as uncharacterized. Lineage: Eukaryota; Metazoa; Chordata; Mammalia; Primates; Hylobatidae. The record is from RefSeq and is a predicted model, not a curated record.
AUGGCGGGGAUCAGGCACCCCGAAUGCAGCCACAGCCUGAGCGUGGAACAGCGGGGGGGUGUCCCCUCCUCGGAACUGGGACCCAAGUGCAAAGAGGAGAAGUUGGGGCAGGGAGGGGCCCGUGGGAGGGACCAAAGGGAGACUCCUGUGCUCACGGGCCCCCACCUCCGGGAGACUCCUGUGCUCACGGACCCCCCACCUCCGGGAGACUCCUGUGCUCACGGACCCCCCACCUCCGGGAGACUCCUGUGCUCACGGACCCCCCACCUCCGGGAGACUCCUCUAUUCACGGACCCCCCCACCUCCGGGAGACUCCUCUAUUCACGGACCCCCCACCUCCGGGAGACUCCCGCGUUCACGGACCCCCCACCUCCGGGAGACUCCCGCGCUCACGGACCCCCCACCUCCGGGAGACUCCCGCGCUCACGGACCCCCCACCUCCGGGAGACUCCCGCGCUCACGGACCCCCCACCUCCGGGAGACUCCCGCGCUCACGGACCCCCCACCUCCGGGAGACUCCUGUGCUCACGGACCCCCCACCUCAGGGAGACUCCUCUAUUCACGGACCCCCCACCUCCGGGAGACUCCUGUGCUCCUGGGUCUCCCCUGCCUUCCUCCCCAGUCUGGUUGAAGGGGAUAUUUCUCUUCCGGGAAAGCAGGACACAGGCGCCGCCCCCGCUCCUCACUCGCUUCAUGCACUUGGGGACGAGGACUCGCCGCAGGAGGGGUCAGGGUCCCCGGAGGUCAGUCCCACAGCCAGCCCCCUCGCUCUGUGACCCUGGAUCCUCUGGUCAGGCCCCGUCCCCAGAGGCUGACUCCAACUUGGCCCGGGCUGUUCAUUUCAUCUUGCGUAUUUAGUUAAAUGAAAACGGAACACGGGAAGGAUGGGCGGGCAGGAGGGGAGGCGUCGCCGCCUCACUGCCACCCUCAUCCCCUGCCACAGACAGAGCCGGGUUGGGUCAGGAGGGGCCCGACAUCAAGACCCCACCCCCAGCCCCACGGGCUAAGCUUCUCAGCACACCCACGACCUGCCAGGAGGGAAGCAGCCCUACAGUCAGGAAGACCCUCACGUGCCCAUUGCACAGUUGGGAAAACAGAGGCUCUAACGAGACUCUCAGAGGCCCACGAGCAGACUGG